Molecule: messenger RNA, 1098 nt
Organism: Suillus subalutaceus
Lineage: Eukaryota; Fungi; Basidiomycota; Agaricomycetes; Boletales; Suillaceae
Exons: 5
Coding region: 1-1098 (365 amino acids)
Source: RefSeq, a predicted model, not a curated record
AUGUCGGUUAUGAAUGAUGCACUCACCGCGCAAGUCAAUGGACUUGAUGAAAUUGUCAAGACUUUGCAAGCUGAAUCCAAGAAGCCACAGAAGAAGGUGACGGGUAAGCAUAUCUCGAACAACCACCCUGCCCUAAAAGGUGAGGAAGGAGAUAAGCAGGGCGAGGAAAGAGGCGGUAAAACCUGGCACCCAAAUUGGUUAGGCCAUGUCAAUGAAGUUGUGAAUGCUAUGUUCAUCAAAGAAAUAAUCGACCGUGUCUAUAACAAUGAGAAGUGCCGCCGUGAAAGCCCGAACCUAAAGGGUGAGGUACCUGACGAAGACUUCAAUAUGCAAGUCAUUAUCCAGUGCACAAAGGAUUAUUUUCGCAACAUACAUAAGCAGGCAAUGUGCUGUAGCGAUGCAUCAAAAGCCCAAAAGGCUGAACAGAAGAAGGAACAUGGACGUCAAAGGGCACAUCGUGCAGCAGUUACAAAGAGCUGUCGUGCAACUGCAGUUAUCUACGAGAAAGAGACAGGGAGGGAGGGUGCAGUUGCGAUGAUUGAUACUGAUUUUGCAUCAGACGUUUUGUCUUACUCAGAAGACGACUUGAGUGAAGACACAUUAACCAGGUGGGUGAAGUCAGGAGCAGGGAACUCAGCAAAUAUGGUUGUAGGAUUGGAGUGGCAAUCCAUCGAUUAUGUUGCAUUUUUGCGCUUCCUUACUUUGCAACAAAUGAGGUGGAACAACAGAGCUACCACUGCAGACAUUGACGAAACAAGCACCAUCCAGCCUCCAAAAAAGUGUUGCAAAACUGCAGAAGGGGGCACUAGGUCAAAGAGAAUCGUGAAAAAGAUGUUUGACAUCAGCCCAGAGCAAAUGAAUGACGACGCACCAUCAUCUGCCAAAAAGAACUUGCCGUUUGAAAACAUGGUUGCAGACAGCUGGAAGACUAGCCAUCCGGACAUGGAGAUGCUUGAGGGAGUUCCGUGGCUCAAGGGAUUCUGGGCUUCAUUGACAAGAGACAAUCUGAUAAAGGAGGACUACGAGUACUUGGAAGAGCUGGGGGAGUGGCACAAAGUUGAAAAGGGUGAUGAAGGUGACGAGAGGAGCGACCAGUGA